GGCUCGUGGCCAUGGUAACGCCGCGCCCCGCCCCGCCCCGGCACAGCGCAGCGCAGCGCAGCCGGGCCUGAGCCGCCCGGGCCCGGGCGGGAGUGUGGAGCUGCGGAUGGAGAGCGGCGGCGGGACCAGCCCAGUGCGUGAAUACCCAACUGGUGUCAUUCCUAGAUGUGGUCCAGCAAGUCCAUUUAAAGGACACUUAAGUACUAAAAGUAAUGCUUUCUGCAUUGAUUCUUCUCAAACUCUAACUAAGCAAUAUCUGAUAAGAGAUCACAUGAUGUUUCAUUACAACAGAAUCCUUUCAGCCAAAGCAGCUGUAGACUGCUCAGUGCCGAAAAGUAGGUUGACCAGCAUCAAAUUUGCUGACCAGCAAAGAAGAGAGAAACUGAAAAAGAAGAUAGCCAGGUGUGAAGAGGAAAUGAGUAUGGGCAAAACUGCCUCCAAAUCCAGCUCAAGAGAAAGUGGAAGGCUGCUGCCAUCCUCUUUUGGAAAGAGUUUCUUGGAAGCAGAAGACAAAGAUGAUCUCUUCCCCUAUGCUCAGCAGGCACAGUACCUAUCAAGAGCACUGUCUCCUUAUAGCAAGCAUGGCUUGGUUCCAUCUAGACCAGUAAAAUAUGCCAGCAAAGAUUUUCGGAAUACAUCUAAUGCAUCAAACUCAAGUGUCAGUACACCAAGAAAAUGCUCUGGACUUUCAUGCAGUUGCUCCACUGAUAGUUUUGUGAGCAUUAAUCAUUCCCAGAGGCAGAAAGGGCACAGCUCCAAAGUAUGCAGUGGCGACCUUCUGGAAAGGCACUCUGAAUUCUUUACUGACAGCCGAAAACCUUUUACUCCACGCACCUUAAUAUCAGAUGCUAAAUCUUUCCUGUCAGAAUACAGGUAUUACACUCCUCCUCGAAGAAAGAGAAAAAAUGACUGCAAGCGCCAUGUGGAAGCUCAAACACAGACUGAUGUCAUCAGCCUUCCAUCUGCAGAAAAAGCAUUUGAGAGAAAAGUUAUGACUGAACAGCAGAAGAUCACUUUGAAGGCUGAAGAUGGGAGAUGUACUGUGGAUGAGCCUGAGAGAGGAAUAGCUGCUUGUCCAUCCUCCUUCCUAAGAGAGGGAUCAUUGUAUUCUCAGCACCCUUCAGCAAGGAGGACUAUCAAGGAUGAAGAAGAAGAGUUUUUAUAUUUAGCUUUCAUUGAAGAUGUAACAAAUGAAAUUCUCAGCCUUGGGCUAUUUUCUAACAGAGUUCUGGAACAACUAUUUGAAUGUCAUAUACAAGAAAAUAAGAACCAUUUGGAUGAGAGCAAAAUGCGACACUUGUUGGAUGUACUGAAAGCAGACCUUGGCUGUGGCCCAGCCAGCAGCACAGAGAAAAUCCACUCAGACUGGGAAUCUGUUGAGUUGCUGGAUCUACAAGAGUUUGAUAUGACAGAAGAGCUCGAGUUUACCAGUAAAAGUCAGAGCCAAAGAAAAGCUACAAAACAUGAAGAAUUCCUUGGGAGUAUGGACUUACCAUUAAAGGAACCAAAUGAAUGUGAAUUUCCAGUAUGCAGGGAAAGUUCAAAGGAGACACAGAGCAAGGAUGACUUUACAGAAGAUGUUACUGAAAUUAUGGUUGCUGGGGCAGAGCCUGAUUCUUGUGUGAAGUCUGAAGAAGACCCAGAUACUUUGCCUUCUUGUGAAGCAACUUUAAACUUGGUUCCUUGUGACAGCUCUUUGGAAGUCAACAGGGCACUGGAUGAUCUUGAGGAAAACUUUGCAGAUGCCCUUCAGAUCUGACAUGACUAUUCAUAAUAGUAGCCAACAUUUAGCUGUUAAAUAGGGAUGAAGCUAGUUCUGUGGAGAUCUGCCAUUUGUUAAAUAGUAAGAAAGUAUUUGUUUUAUUUUCAGACUGGGCCUGUAACUAUUUAAGAAAUAAAGAAAAUCAACU
This is a messenger RNA of Cuculus canorus (common cuckoo), 1910 nucleotides long. RefSeq names its product spermatogenesis associated 7 (gene SPATA7). Gene Ontology annotation, cellular component: axoneme; photoreceptor distal connecting cilium; ciliary basal body. The record is from RefSeq and is a predicted model, not a curated record. Gene Ontology annotation, biological process: protein localization to photoreceptor connecting cilium; photoreceptor cell maintenance; microtubule cytoskeleton organization. Bases 107 to 1759 code for a protein of 550 amino acids. The transcript is spliced from 12 exons. Lineage: Eukaryota; Metazoa; Chordata; Aves; Cuculiformes; Cuculidae.